Oncorhynchus keta (chum salmon) is the source of this 1939-nucleotide messenger RNA. Its product is annotated as cyclin-D-binding Myb-like transcription factor 1. The coding region runs from base 157 to 1914 and encodes 585 amino acids. The transcript has 15 exons. Lineage: Eukaryota; Metazoa; Chordata; Actinopteri; Salmoniformes; Salmonidae. The record is from RefSeq and is a predicted model, not a curated record. Gene Ontology annotation, cellular component: nucleus. Gene Ontology annotation, biological process: regulation of transcription by RNA polymerase II. Gene Ontology annotation, molecular function: RNA polymerase II cis-regulatory region sequence-specific DNA binding; DNA-binding transcription factor activity, RNA polymerase II-specific.
CUAACAUGAAAUGAAGACCUUUUUUUUCCCCACGAUUUUUUACGAUUUCACCUUUGUGGCUGUGUUAUCUAGCGGAAACCCCACCAGAGUGGUUCUCCAUCCUGGCAUUUGCCUCCAUCCUGGUCUCUCCGAAGUGCCCGGACCAAAAACAGGAAUAUGAGCACGGGGGAAGACGAGGACUCUGUGACCCUGGAGUCUGUCAACUCUGUCACUCUCACCCAGGACAGCGACGGCAGCAUCAUACUACACUGUCCUCCACACGUGUCAGAGGGAGACGAGAGCUUCGAGGUGACAAUGACCGCCACCGACGACAGUGACAUUACGGAAGAGGGGGUGGCCCAGAUACAGAUCUUGCAGAGUGAGGAUCCUCAGAACAGUGAAGAGAUAUCUCCUGUCAGCCAGGCCUGGUUCACCACCAAGGAGGAUAAAGACACACUGGUUAACAAAGGUCAUAAGUGGAAACAAGGCAUGUGGUCUAAAGAGGAGAUCGACCUCCUGAUGAGCAACAUCCAACAAUAUGUGAAGGGUCGGGGAAUGGAGGACCCAGCUGAGAUCAUCUUUGAGAUGUCUAAGGAGGAGCGUAAGGAUUUCUACCGCAGCGUGGCCUGGGGUCUGAACCGACCGCUGUUCGCCGUCUACCGACGAGUCCUCCGCAUGUACGAUAACCGCAACCAUGUGGGCAAGUACUCUCCUGAGGAGAUCAACAAGCUGAAAGAGCUGAGACAGAAGCAUGGUAAUGACUGGGCCACCAUAGGAGCCGCUCUGGGCCGCAGCGCCUCGUCUGUUAAAGACCGCUGCCGACUAAUGAAGGACACCUGCAACACAGGGAAGUGGAGUGAGGAGGAGGAGAGGCGUCUAUCGGACAGUGUCUACGCCCUGGCGGGUGUGUGUCCGGGCCGUGCGGUGACGGGCGGGGUGUCGUGGGCGGCUGUAGCUGAUCUGGUGGGAACGCGGUCGGAGAAACAGUGUCGCUCUAAAUGGCUCAACUACCUCAACUGGAAACAGAGUGGAGGGACGGAGUGGACCAAAGACCAGGAUCUCAGCUUAGUACACAGGAUAGUGGAGUUGGAUGUGGAUGAUGAGAAUGAGUUAAAGUGGGAGGAGCUUGCGGGGGGGUGGAGCAGUGUUCGCUCUCCUCAGUGGCUCAGAUCUAAGUGGUGGAGCAUCAAGAGACAAGUAGCCAAUCACAAGGAACUGCCCUUCCACGUGUUACUGAAGGGUCUUCAGGAGUUGAUGGAGACUCAGGUGCCGUUAGGGGCGGGCACUGGGCCAGGUAGCCCUUCCCUGCAGAUCCGAGUCACGCGAUUGGAGGAGUGCUGUAGCUCCCCCUCCCGGCCCGUCACAGCACUGCAGAUCCCCCUGCAGAUCACACACCUGGCCUCAGACAGUGCUGGUGCCAGUGACACAGAGACCAUCACCCUCAACACUGCUGCUCUGCAGACCUUACAGAUCCUACCUUCUUUCCACCUGCACCCUACAGGGACUCCAGGGACAUACUUCCUUCAGACAGCAGCCAAUCAGAGCCUGCCGCUCAGCCUUUCCAGCAAUCCCACCGUCACACUGACGGCGAGCUCCUCCCCCUCGUCCCCAGAACACAUCAUCCUACACAGCCUCUCGACGGAGGGUCUUUGUUCCAAUGACAGCGUCAUCAUUCAGACGGUCACCUCUGACCACAGCUCUCCAGAGCCUCUUUGCCAAUCAGAGCUGGUUGUGGAGAUGCAGGGGGAGGAGCCAGAGCAGAACUUCCUGAUUGGUUCCUCACAAGGCGGCGCCACCGAGACUCUGGAGCCAAUGACAGACAGCUUUACUGCCAAGGUCCUGGACUCUCCCUCUCAGGAGCAGGCGGUGGAUUCUGGGAUAGCUAAGGGGGCGGUGCUUAUCAAGUUUCUCCUACAAAUGUCAGCAGCACACUGACAGAUCUGAUCCUGGAGAACCAAGA